This is a messenger RNA of Centruroides sculpturatus (bark scorpion), 2759 nucleotides long. Its product is annotated as transcriptional repressor p66-beta-like. The record is from RefSeq and is a predicted model, not a curated record. Gene Ontology annotation, biological process: negative regulation of transcription by RNA polymerase II. Bases 1778 to 2596 code for a protein of 272 amino acids. Gene Ontology annotation, cellular component: NuRD complex. NCBI's taxonomy places the organism in Eukaryota, Metazoa, Arthropoda, Arachnida, Scorpiones, Buthidae. The transcript is spliced from 3 exons.
ACUGCCGGUCCCGGCGUUUUCUAUCGUACGGAGACCAAAGUUUACGUUUACUGGAAUGAUAUGAGGGAUUUUGAAGGUUUAGCCAGGCAGCAAUUAUCUGUACCCAACGGGAGAGCCGAGGGGGUUGCAUCGAUGCCGACGAUUAAAACACAUCAAGGAUUUCUUAUGUGGAAAGUGAUAAGGAAUUUUGUAAUUCCUUCGUGCUGUCGAUUUUCUUUUCUCCGCUUUUUCUUUUUUGCUGUUCCUUGACGAUGAGUCAUUUUUGUGUAAUUUUCUGUAUUGUGUUAUUGAUCGAUUCUUCUGGUGUGUUUUGUGGAGUCUGCCGUUUCUGCUUAAAUAGGUAAACACUGUUUUGUGUAUGGCUACUGGAUUUUCUUUCGUUACUCGCAGACGUUCUCGAUCGCCUUUACGUUUAAUCAAUUAGCGAGUGUAUAUGUGUAUAUUGUACUUAAAUGUACACAUAUAUUACUGUUAGAGGUGGUAUUGUUUUAUAUGUAUGUAUAUACUUAAUGCACUCGCUUCGUUUAACGUGUUUUAUGCGAAUUUGUCGAUCGUUAACGAUCUUAGCAGAUCGGCUCGCUAGACGUAUUUUCGUAAUCUCGUACGAAUUUCAUUGCUUUUUUUGUGCAUCGUCGAAGGGCAAUUUGAUAGCGUUUAUACGGCAUACAGUUUAAGUAGGUUGUAUGGAAAUAGGGGCAUUGCUCCGUCGAGCGACGUUAACUUGGCAUUUUCGGAGAAGUAAAGCAGAAUUAUCGAGCCAAUUUUCAUUAUGCAAAUCUGACAGCGGUCCAGGAAAUGAACUGUUGCACACGUUUUAAGUUUACCUUUUAACGUUACGUAUAAAAUACUACGUCUUUCGAUGAUUGGGACGUUCGGCGCGGCCCGUACGAGAAAGCUGUUUCGCUCGGACGGGAGACGGCAGAUGGAGGGUGUGCUGAUCCUCACACCCUGCGAUGUGGUUGUAUAUCAGGCAGGUCAUUUCGCUCACGUGACCGGACCGCUUGUCCUGCUUGGUGUCCUACCUUGCGGCAGUCAUGUGACCAUGUCCGUGCAUCUAAACUGGGCUGGAUAACAAAGAUCAAUAGCCUGGAGCCUUUGUUCUGGUCUAGACUGGGGAGGGAAGAUCAAGCAUCUACGUUGGCAUUGUGAAAUGAAGUGCUCUCAACAUGGCUCCCCACUCUUUGUUCCCCCUUACGCAGGUUAGAUAAGUUUUGACUUGGUGCAUAAAAGUUCGGUUGACAUGUCUGAUCACUCGUCGAUUGCGUUAAUAUAUAAGAGGAAACAUGGCGUAAGUAAUUUGUCGUUACGGGAUAAGGGUUAUCGACAAAUCGCAAUUGCCAACUGUUGUUUUAUUGCCGAUACGUUUCGAACUUGAUGAUUUUUUAGUUUAAUUUAACGAUUAGUCACUUUUUAUGCUAAGAUUUAAAAGUAUCGAGCGUGACGAUUACAUAUCCUUGAAUGAUUGUUAGUAAAAUAUGGAGGGCAAACUUCCUUGUUUUUGUUGAACCGUGGUUGUUUAAAGGAUGUCCAAACGAACUCCAUGUUUGUUUGCUCCCAAAUGAAAGGAACUUUGAAACUUUUAAAUGGCCGUUUCUCAAAUGUUUUCUGUCGUUCGUGUAAUUAACACUUUAAAUUGAUUUUUUUUCUAAUUUAAUGUUUAUAAAAUAACUUUUUAAAAAUUUUUAUUUGAUUAUUUCUUAUUAAAUGAAAAAAAAUUCCACAAGUUGAGGAAACUACAAUAAUUGCUAUAGUUUGUAAGUCUGGCUUCUAAAGAAAGAUGUCUGCACAAUGUUCUGAUACUAAAAGGGAUCUAAAAAAUUACAUUAAUUUGCAUUCGGACAGCAUGAGAACUGCAUCUCGAAUCAUGACCAGUAAUAGAGAUUCUUCCUAUCAUUCUAAUUUUCCAGAAAAUGAAACAAUAGAUUUAAGUAUUAAAAGAAAGGUUCCUGUGGAACUUGAAACAAAUCUUGAAGGACCAUCAUCAUCAGGCAAAAGCAAUAAAGAAAUAGGUGUUGUUAUUAAAAAAAGAAAAUCUUUAAGUUUUCAAUAUUUGGAUAAAUCACAUGUGAGGUCUCAGCCUUCAAGAGCUGCUCGCUAUACAGAAUCAUAUAGUUUAAGUGCUAGUUCUUCACCUGAUGUAGUUGUUUUGUCUGAUGAAGAAAACAUGCAAUUAAAUGGACAUGUUAAUGGUUUUGAAAGUGAUUCUCGACCAGAAUCAUCUGAUUCAGAAGCUGUGGAAUUGCCCCUUCCUCCUUUAUCGAGAGAGUUAACAAAAGAGGAAUAUUUAGAACGACAGAAAAAAAUAUGGAAGUUACGGGAGAAAUUGAGAACUGAAGAAAUGAAAUUAGUGCUUCUUAAGAAACUUCAUCAAAGUCAACUAAUGAAAGAGACUUUAUUGAAUUCAUCAGGAACAAUUUCAGGAAAAUUAUCUUCAACAGGUCGUGUUGGAAUAGCACCCACAACUCCUCCUCCUCCUCUAGUUCGUAGCAGCCACAUGAGUUCACAUAGUAAAACAAGCAUGCAACAUCAUAAUCAGCAGUCUUCUUUAAUGGUAUGCUUUAUAAUUUUUAUAAUUGAAAUUUGUUUUGCUAUAUAAUGUAAUUUUAUUUUAAUUGAUUUUGUGCACUUUGGAUUAUUUUAUUAAAAAAUGUGGAAUUACAACUAUUUUAAAGUUAUAAAAUGAUUAAAAGUAAAGUUUGCGUUAAAGAUAAAAGCUGUAGUGUUAUGCAGUUUAAAUGGGUGGAUAUAUUUUUAUAAUA